Messenger RNA from Aspergillus welwitschiae, 1852 nucleotides. RefSeq names its product putative MFS drug efflux transporter. Gene Ontology annotation, biological process: transmembrane transport. NCBI's taxonomy places the organism in Eukaryota, Fungi, Ascomycota, Eurotiomycetes, Eurotiales, Aspergillaceae. The transcript has a single exon. Gene Ontology annotation, molecular function: transmembrane transporter activity. The record is from RefSeq and is a predicted model, not a curated record. The coding region runs from base 1 to 1680 and encodes 559 amino acids.
AUGGCUGCCGACGCCAUGAUGAACCACCCUUCCUUGGAAAAGGAAGAGGGCCAACUCUCUGAGAAGUCCGCUGCUUCCAACCUGGACUCGGAGGACCAGCAGGUCGAUGCUUCCAAGGAAGAUGAAGCUCCUCCGCGCGACAUUACCGGCUGGAAGUGGGCCAUUGUCGUGGCGGCCAUCUACAGUUCGCAGUUCCUCUUCGCCCUAGACAACACCAUCGUCGCCAACAUCCAACCAACCAUCGUCGAGGACUUCAACUCCAUUUCCAAGCUGUCCUGGAUCAGUGUGGCCUUCCUCAUCGGUGCUGCUUCGACCAACCUCGUCUGGGGUAAGAUCUUUGCCCAGUUCAACGCCAAAUGGACCUACAUCAUCUGCAUUGCCAUCUUCGAAAUCGGGUCCGCCGUCUGUGGCUCCGCACCCACCAUGAAUGCCUUCAUCGUCGGUCGUGCUAUCUGUGGCUUCUCCGGCGCCGGCAUGUACGUCGGUCUGAUGACCAUGCUGGCCGUGACCACCUCCAUGAAAGAGCGGCCCACGUAUGUCGGUGGCGCCGGUUUCACCUGGGGUGUGGGCACCGUGCUGGGUCCCAUCAUUGGGGGCGCCUUCACGGACUCAUCUGCUGGCUGGCGCUGGUCCUUCUACAUCAACCUGUGCAUCGGUGCAGUCUGCGCCCCUGUCUACAUCUUCAUGCUCCCCAACAAAGACCCCCGGCCCGGCGUCAGCCUUGGAGCCCGCGCUCGCGAGAUCGACUACCUGGGUGGUGUCUUGACCAUUGGCGCCUUCAUCUCCGGUGUCAUGGCCAUUUCCUUCGGUGGUGCGACGUAUCCCUGGAACUCGGCCAAGAUCAUCGGUCUAUUCUGCUGCUCGGGCGUGCUGUUCAUCCUGCUCGGUAUCCAGCAGGGCAUUCCUGUCUUCACCACCAAGGAACGACGUCUGUUCCCCGUUGAAUUCCUCCGCAGUCGCACCAUCCUUAUCCUCUUUGCCAUGACUGCUGCCGGUGGUACCCUCAUCUUCCUUCCCGUCUACAUGUGCCCGCUUUUCUUCCAGUUCACGCGCGGUGACUCUGCCCUCGAGUCUGGUGUCCGGCUGCUCCCCUUCAUCAUCCUGAUGAUCGUGGCGGUCAUUGGAAACGGCGCUAUUCUGUCUGCGCACGGGCUGUACAUGCCGUGGUUCUUGGCCGGUGGCAUUCUUUGCCUGAUUGGUAGCGCAUUGAUGUACACCGUGGGUCUUACGACCUCGGUCGCACACAUCUACGGCUACACGGUGCUGAUUGGGUUCGGAGUGGGCUUGUUCUCUCAGGCUUCUUUCUCCAUUGCCCAGGCCGUGGCUGAGCCGCAUAUGGCCCCGUCAGCGGUGGGUUUCAUUACCUGUGCGCAGAUCUCCGGGUGCACGAUCGCUCUGGCCAUUGCCAAUGCGGUAUUCCUAAACAAGAGUGUGGAGGGCAUCAAGGCGGUUCUACCGAAUGUGUCUUCGUCGGAGGUGGAGUUGGCCAUUACGGGUACUGGGUCUCAAUUGUUUGAUGGACUCAGUCAGGAAACGAAGGACAGGGUGUUGGAGGCGAUUGUCAAGGCGCUAAACAACUCGUAUAUUCUGUCGAUGGUGGCGGCGGCGCUGGUAGUGGUGUUGAGUGUGUGCAUGAAGCGUGAGAAGCUGUUCAUUGCUGGUGGUGCUGGUGGUGUCUAGACUAAGUUGGAGAGGUAAAAAUGGGGAUAUGGGGAAGCAGUGCUGGAGAAGACUGCUCUGAUGGAUGCAGAUAGAUGCAUUACUCUACUUAGAAUUUGGGACCAUCUCCCUCUCUGGGUUAUAGAUAGUACAUGAGCCUGGAUUCAUACAAAUCCUGGCAUGUUUAAUGACG